Molecule: messenger RNA, 3864 nt
Organism: Grammomys surdaster
Lineage: Eukaryota; Metazoa; Chordata; Mammalia; Rodentia; Muridae
Gene: Mroh5
Product: maestro heat like repeat family member 5
Exons: 29
Cellular component (GO): cytoplasm
Source: RefSeq, a predicted model, not a curated record
CGGAACUUGCUCCAUUUCAGAAUCUUCUCCCACGUUUCUGUUCCUACGAAGGAGUCGUCGACAUGUACCCAGGAACUUCAAGACCAUGCCUCCUGGGACAGAGAGACCCACACUACCACCAUGCUGCUGUGCAGAUCCAAGAGUAGCCAGACUCCCCUAGAACACCAGUUAUUUAUGGAGGAGGCCUACAACUCAGCCGUCUGCUUCAAGAUGCUCCGAGACAUAGGCACCUCAGACCUUCUCCAAAUCAAGUACAUCACCAAGAAGAUAAAGAAGAUGGCUCAGAAGUCUCCCAACCUGGUGAUGGAAACUAUCCAUGACUACUUCAAAAACAACCCAGAGAUUUCCUGCCGACACAGAUUCCGGCUGUUCCAGGUCCUGGUGGCAGUCAUUGGAGCCCUUGAUGUCUUGGAGGAGACCUGGCAAAAGUGUUUCAUGCAGCUGGCCCUGGAGCACAUGACCAAGUCCACGGAACUGGAUGUUACAUAUCAAGAUGCAGCCAGCAAUGUGUUACUGGCCCUCUGCCGGCAUUCAUGGCCAGCAGUGGCCAAGCACUUGGAGACGGAGCUCCUGACGGGUGUCUUCCCACACCGCAGCCUGUUUUAUGUGAUGGGCGUCCUGCUCUCUCAAGAGGAGCUUCUCAAGAUAGAAGACAGAAAGAACUGGAAAGAUCUGCUUUCCCAGACAGCCAGAAAGUCGGUGCCAUUCCUGAACGUGGAUGUGUGGUCCAAGGAACUGCUGUGGGCCGUCACCAAGUCUGGCAAGACACAGCAAGAGCACUCCCCAGACAAGGCCUUCCUGUUUACCUACUAUGGGCUAAUCCUUCAAGCUGAGGAGAGCAGCACCACCGUGAGGAUGCAUCUCAAAACCCUCUUGGAAACGUCUCACCAGUGGGCCAAGCAAAGGGAGGGCAUUGCUCUCACAGUGGGGCUGGUUGCAGUACGCCACUUGGAUGAUGCCUGGGCCAUCCUAGAACAGUUUGGGCGGAGCACACCCUUCAAGUGGAGCCUACAGAACUUUUCCCUGAAGCCCCACAACCACAACCUUGAGGACCUUCGGUGGAAGUGGGCCAGCUGCACCAUCCUCCUCUCCUACGGCCAGAUGGCAGCCUGGGCCAAGAGUUACAUCCUGCCUUGGGUGGACAACAUCUUAUCCAGGAUGAUCUUCUACUUCCGCUUUAGCUCUUGGGAUGAGACCCUGAAACAAAGCUUUCUUACGGCUGUCACGAUGCUGGUGGGGGCCAUCAGCCGGAGUGAAGGUGCCCACAGCUACGAGUUCUCCCAGACGAGUGAACUCCUCGAGUGUCUGAUGACACUGAUUGAGAAAGAACCGCAAGACACGCUGCUCACCAGCAUCCGUCAGCAGGCCAUCCACAUUAUUUCCAGCCUCUGUGAGCUGAGGCCACCCAUGGAUGCAGACAGGAAAUCCCGCCUCCUCUCCAUCUGCUUCCGCAGCAUCUUUACCCUGCCACAGCUGGAUGCCCUGGAGAAGCACACCUCCCACCUCCUGGAACCACCCAACAUCGAGGUGCAGCAUGCACUAAAGCCAAGGGGACUUUGGCAGGACACCAGGCUCAGUCUGCUGUGUGUGGCUGGAUGGGGAGCAAGGGCUGUUUUGGGGCUUCAUCCCCACAGGACCUUGCUGACCUCCUCUCUUCCGCAGGGACUAUUCAGCCAGACCAUGGAGGCACUGGACCACAUGCUGCAGUGUUUCAUGGUGCAGAACCCCACAGCCAAUGAGCUACACUUCCUGCUGUCGCACCUGUACAUCUGGCUGACCUCAGAGAAGACUCAUGAGCGACAACGGGCAGUGCAAAGAUGCACAACACUGUUCAAAUUCCUAACUGAAAAAUGCUGCCUAAGUACCAAGGAGAACUUCGUAAGGAUCGGGCAGCUGGUGGCCAUGCUGGGCAUCCUGUGCCAGGACUCUGACAGGACCAUCCAGAGCUUCAGUCUAGAAGCUUUGGGCCAUCUCUAUCAGCUUCUGAUGCACCAGAAAGACAUUGGCUGGGGUGGGGAGAGGAGUGUGGAAGGGACUGUGUACUGGGCCCAUGUAGAGAGCUUAGAGGAGUGGGUGAUCAUGAAACAUCUGGAAAUGGCAGAACUGACCGACCUCAUCUGGACAGCCAUUGAUGGCUUGGGUUCUACGAGCUCUUCCCGGGUGCAGGCAGCUGCUGAUUUGCUUCUCCUUGUCAUCCAGGAGCAUGGGGACGGCUUGGCAACUGUUGGUAAAAUGGGCCAGGCCAUCCACCACCACCUCUGUGCCAUCCAAAUGCCCCAAGCAAAGGACAGUGCCCUGCGUGUCAUCACCCUACUGGCCAGGAACCACAUCCCAGAGCUGGUAGCUGCCUUCCUAGACUUUUCCUCGCCCCUGGACAGCAACGCCUUUCGCCUGUGGAGGGCCCUGGGAGCUGAACAGCCUGCAAGCUACCUGAUUCUGACUGUGCUGCUGGCUUGGCUGCAGAAGAGGCCUCUGCCCCCUAGUGUCAGCGGCGACAGCAGCUCCUGUCCCAAGGAGAAGCCCUACUUUCGUUCACUGGCUGCCAUGAACACAAUUCACGAACUACAGUUUGCGCGAGAGUUCAAGAAAGCUGUGCAGGAUAUCUUUCCCCAGCUGUUCCUGGCCCAUCUGGCCCAAAUGCACUAUGUCCUGGAGCUGAACCAACCCACAGAGUCUGAGCAGGAGGCAGACAUGCCAAGCCCUCAAAGCCUGGCCUCUCUGCUUGGCUGCAGCACAUCACUGGAGGCACUGAAGAGCCUGCUGUCCACCACAGGACACUGGCAUGACUUUGCUCACCUGGAACUGCAGAGUGCGUGGGAAUACUUCACCUCCAUCCACACCUAUCCACAGGCCGUGGGACUCCUUGCCAGGGCCAUGGUGCAGAAUCACUGCACACAGAUCAAAGCCGUUCUUGGCUACUUGCUACCCAACCUGCAAAGCCAGCAGGAGCGAGAAAGGAAGACAGCCAUCCUGCUCCUCAUUGAGUUCCUCUAUAGCCCUGCCCUGUUGGAGGUACUUUCUAAACAGGCUGCCCUGACUGUACUGGCUCAAAGCCUCGAGGACCCCAGCUCUGAAAUCCGUGUGGCCAGCCUGCAGGGCCUUGGAAACAUACUCUUCCACCCGGAGAAGGAAAGCCUGCUCCAGGGUCAGCUGCCAGCCUUCCUCAAUGGCUUCUUCCAGAAGAACAAAGCAGUGGUAGUAGGCAUUAUGGGCAUCGUCUCGGAUGUACUGCACCGCCUGGGCACGCAGGGCGCAGGUGCACAGAGUCUCAGCAUCGCUAUCAACACCCGCUACUACUUUGAUGAUGAACAGGACAAAGUUCGAGCAGCAGCUAUGGCAUUGUUUGGGGACCUGGUGGCAACGGUGGCAGACAAGGAGCUGAACGGCCUGCGGGCCCAAGUAUGCCAGAGUAUGGUGCCUUUGCUCCUGCACCUGAAGGACCAGUGUCCAGCUGUUGUCACGCAGGCCAAGUUCACAUUCUACCGCUGUGCUGUGCUGCUCCGUUGGCAGCCACGGUACACGCUGUUCUGCACUCUAGCCUGGGAAACCGGCCUCAGCGCCCGCCACUUCCUCUGGACCUGCCUGAUGACCCACAGCCAGGAGGAGUUCGGCAUCCACCUGUCACAGGCCAUCAACUACCUGCACAGCCGUCACCGCCACAUCAAGACCUGGGCAGCUUUUUUUAUAGGGUACACGACCUGCAACCAACCCCAGGCCGUGUCACAGAUCAUAAGCGACAGGGACAUUAAGCUGUUAUUCUCUACUUUUAAAGACCUCAAAAAGGACCCAGAACCUGGCAUCCGGGAAUUUGCCAGCAGACAGCUCUCAUUCUUUUGCAAGAUGUCAGCCAGAUCCAGGAAGUGA